Adineta steineri is the source of this 987-nucleotide messenger RNA. The record is from the annotation of a GenBank genome assembly. NCBI's taxonomy places the organism in Eukaryota, Metazoa, Rotifera, Eurotatoria, Adinetida, Adinetidae.
AUGAAUGGCAAAACAGUGGCUGGUGGCCAUGGUGAAGGAAAUGCUCUUUAUCAAUUAAACUCUUCAUAUGGAUUGUUUGUUGAUUCCAAUGAUGCAGUCUUUGUUGCUGAUUAUUUUAAUCAUCGAGUUGUUAAAUGGGAUCGAGAUGCAGUAAGUGGUUUCCUUUGGGCCGGAGGUCAUUGUGGAACAAGUGAACAAGGCAAACUUUGUCUUCCUACUGCUCUCACAUUUGAUAAGGAAGGUACUUUGUUUGUUACCGUUGAAGAAGGCAUAAAUGGAAGUGUGAUCCGUUGGAGGAAAGGAGCUACUGCAGGUGAAAGAAUAAUUAAUGCCAGUACUUCACUUUACGGUAUUGCGUUAGAUAAAAAAGAAGAAUAUUUCUAUGUUGGGCACCAUCGCGAACAUUGUGUAGUCAAGUAUACGAAAAAUGGUCAAUUUGUGGGUGUUGUUGCUGGCGGAAAUGGCAAAGGAGAAGCUCUCAAUCAGCUUGACUAUCCUCGAGGUGUAGCAGUUGAUGACAAUGGUGCUGUCUAUGUAGCAGACUCUAACAAUCAUCGUGUAAUGAAAUGGAUGGCGAAUGCUAAAGUAGGAACUAUUGUUGCUGGUGGAAAUGGCAACGGUAGUCGAACAGAUCAGCUUAGUGUAGUUGGUGGUAUUACUUUAGAUGAGCAAGGAACAAUCUAUGUUGUAGAUGAUCAUAAUCACCGUGUUAUGAGCAUACCUGUAGGGUCACGGAAUGGCACUAUCAUUGCUGGAGGACAUGGUCCUGGCAGUGCUUCAAAUCAACUUAAUGGUGCUGUAUCCUUAGCAUUUAAUAAUGAUGGGGAUCUAUUUGUUAGCGAUUGGGACAAUUGGAGAGUUCAAAUGUUUAAAAUGGAUAAAAGUCCAUCGGGUGGUAGUAACUAUAUUUGUGCUUUUGCAAGCAAAUGGACUCUAUUUACUUAUUUUCUAUUGUUGAUGAUUUUAUAUGCUAACCUACUCGAAUAA